AUGGCGCGUGGUUCCACGAAGCCCCGCGAUCUCGACUUCUCCAAUGUCGGAACUCAAGGAAGACGGACGGGUCUCACGAUGGAGGAAAGAGAGCGCGACGAGUAUGGAAUGGAGGAAGUAGACGGUCUAUUCUCGUCUCCUGAGAAAUCGCCGGCGAGACUGAAUGGGUUCUCCCAUGCAGACGACGACACUGCCAGCUCUGAGAUGUCUAUUGAAGACGAUAAUGCGCCGGGACCUAUGGAUUUUCUCAGCGCUUCAAAUAACGCGCGCAAUACCUUUGCGGCAUCUCGAUCCCCUGCGAAAGCCCCUCGAAGAUCCCCUGUCUUGCGAUCUUCCCCGGACGAUAGGGAAGAUCUUGUGGCGUCUAGUCCGUCGGAUGGCAGACGUCUGUCCUCUGCGCGAGGAGACCCAACUCCCUUGACCAAUCGCUCGGUGAAUGCAGGUGUGACGAACAAGAAUGCUGCGCGACAGAAUGGAAAAGCACGACUAGUAGCCACAGAAGCGGCCGACUUUUCUGACGGAGAUGGCGAAGGCGACGAAAAUGUGGAUUCCUUUGCUGCCGGGCGGGAUGAUUUCAGUGACGGAUACGAUGAGGGCGACGAGACCGUGAUGCCGGAGGAACCUGCAGAUGUGAAUGGACAAGAAGAGGAGGCGUCUCCAGCACCAGCGGCCCCGCGCCAAACAAAGACGACCGCAUCGAGUUCGAAACAGCCGAAAAAGGGACCUGCGGCAAAUACAACAAAGGCGACCAAGCCUGCUGCUAAGCCGACCGGGAAACGAGGCCGCGCACCGAAGUCCCAGCAAACUGCAGACAAUGAAGAGCCCGUUGAGGCUAGACCAGCCAAGAAACCAAAGACCACAGCCACGGCCUCACAGGCUCUACGGGAGCCCUUGGAUCCGGAAUUGAAACGAGUGGUCGAAAACUAUGCCCAGCGUACUGGCCCAUUGAAGGGUCGCAGUCUAUAUAUUCUCAAGCGCGAAGAUCCCACCAGCAGCGAGACGACCCACACCCGCUCAGGACGAGUGUCUGUCCGUCCUCUAGCGUACUGGCGCAACGAGCGGUGUGUGUAUGGUGAUGAAGAGGCUGCUGAGGGAGAACGGUUCCCUCUCUCGAAAAUCAAAGAGGUCAUUCGCACUGAGGAGCUUGAACCGGAAAGGCCGAAGAAGGGGAAGCGUAGCCGCAAGGGCAAGUCAAAGAAGCAAAAGGAUGAGUCCUCGGAUGAGGAUGAGAUUGACGAUGAUGCGGAUCUUUGGGAGAAGGAAACUGGUGUUCUGCAUGGCUACGUUUCCAAAUGGGACCCUGUGGCACAAACCAGCACAGCCGAGGAGGAAGUAAUAGACAUCGCGUACGCACCAUCUGGUUUCGAGACAAGAGAAGUCAAAGGCGCGUCAUUCAAAUUCGCAAAACUCCUCAGUUCUUCAUUCAUCGGCUCCGGUGUUGUUGAGCUUCCACCGGAUGGUGUCAAGAAGCCCAAGAAUUCAAAGAGAAUGCACAUGGUGUUCUAUGUCUGCUAUGGCCGAGUCCAAGUCGAUAUCUGUGGUGUUCAAUUUAGCGCUGGCAAGGGCUCCGUGUUCCAAAUUCCACGAGGCAACUACUACAGUUUCCAAAACUCCCAUGACAAAGAUGCCCGACUAUUCUUCACCCAAUGCUGUCUUCCAGAAGGGAGUGAAGUCCCCGUGCCAACAACAGAGAAUGCGGUACAAAGCGAGUUCGAAGCUGAAAGCGGUCCAUCCGAACCCCCAGCCGCAAAGCCUCGGGGUCGGCCCAAGGGCAAGCAAAAGGCCAAAUGA
Messenger RNA from Penicillium subrubescens, 1791 nucleotides. RefSeq names its product Cupin domain protein. The record is from RefSeq and is a predicted model, not a curated record. The transcript is spliced from 5 exons. Bases 1 to 1791 code for a protein of 596 amino acids. Gene Ontology annotation, molecular function: centromeric DNA binding. NCBI's taxonomy places the organism in Eukaryota, Fungi, Ascomycota, Eurotiomycetes, Eurotiales, Aspergillaceae. Gene Ontology annotation, biological process: spindle attachment to meiosis I kinetochore; kinetochore assembly; attachment of mitotic spindle microtubules to kinetochore. Gene Ontology annotation, cellular component: kinetochore.